ACACCACACAACAAAAUACUAUAAAUUGGACAAAAUAAAAGAUUAAAGAAAAACAAAGUUAUGUGUACACUAUCAUCCCAACCAGACACCACACAACAAAAUACUAUAAAUUGGACAAAAUAAAAGAUUAAAGAAAAACAAGUAAACAUUACAAAAAAUAUAAGAUAACAAGUAGAGAUAAAGAACAUAAUGCAAAUGUAUACAAACAUGUUUUGGUCCUUAUGUUUGACUAUAAUGAUAACCCAAACAUUAUCGGGUAAACCCCACAGUCAUGUUUGUUUGCAUUCAAUAGAAAAUAAGAUUACAUUUUACAAAUAUUGUAUUCAUAAUGCAAAUGCAUACAAACAUGUUUUGGUCCUUAUGUUUGACUAUAAUGAUAACCCAAACAUUAUCGGGUAAACCCCACAGUCAUGUUUGUUUGCAUUCAAUAGAAAAUAAACAAAACAAAGAAAUAGAUUAAGAAAAUUGUAAUCACUUUAGUAGUUAUAUAAGCAGAACAUAACUUGAAACAUCAGAGAAUAAAAUAUAAUGUCAUAGAAACAACAUCAUUGGCAUUUUUAUUCCUCCGCUCGAACAAACCUAAAACUGGCGCAGUCGGUAAAAACAAACUGCAAAGUUGAGCGAUACUAAAAACUGAAGUUUUUAAGUUUCGUAAGCUUUAGCAACGGGAAGCAAAUCUUAAGAUUAGCUCCCAUUUUAAAAAGAUCUCUUAUAUAUACAAAUAUAUAAGUCGGUCGGCACAGAUAGCCAAGUUUAAGAAAUUUAAGUUUCUACACAAGUUAUCUGGAACGUCGGAGAGCGACUCCGAGGACUACAAUUUGUGAAGGCGAAGAAUAGCUUCAUUCCGCCCAUCAACAUUACCAGGAAGAGUGGGAUUAAAGAUUAAUGCCCCACACACAGAAGACGCAGAAAGAGCGAAGUGCACCAUACAAAGCAACAACAACAAGUUCAGUUGUAAUAAAAGAGGAUACAUCAGCAAUGAAUCCAGGCGAGCAGCAACCACUUCAGAUGACAGGAUCGCAAAUUUUGAAGGAAGCUUCAAGAAUCAUGGACUUUGACGGCAGAGAUUUAUCAUCAUUCAUCAGGGAAGUUGACAUGAUCCUUCCUUUAUUCAACCCCAACCCAUCAAUGUUGGAAUUUGUAACGCAGCGACACGUCAAAACAAAAAUUAAAGGAGAAGCAGCAAGUGUCAUCCGGCCUUUGGGACCUACACCAACAUGGCAGCAAAUGAGAGAAGAACUCAUAAAGAAUUUUGGAGUAAAGGAGUCGUACCACACCCUUUACAAUCAGGCGAUUGUACUACGAAACUAUAACGUAAGUCAAUAUUUCCAAAAUUUAAAAGAUAUUUUAGAUAAACUAAAUUUAAAACAUGAAUUCGAUAGGAUAAAGCCUAUAGAAUUUUCCCCAAUUAACAACGAAAGUUUAAUUCUAAAAACAUUUUUAAAUGGGAUACACCCCAACUUAAGCAGUGUAGUGAUUAGUAGAAAUAUAAGCACCAUUAGAGAGGCUUUUAGCGUUCUUCAAGAGACAGGUUUGCUAAUACAAUUUGAUAAAAGACAAAACAAUUAUAAAAGAAAUAAUUAUAGAAAUUUUUCAAAUAGAAAUUCUUUGUCUCACAAUUUUGGCAAUUUCAAUAAUAACCAGUAUAUGCAAAAUUCCAAUAAUUUUCAAUUUGGACAAAAUCAGCCGAGAGAAUUUCGUAACAAUUCUAACCAAAAUGACAAUUAUCAACAAUUUAGCUUUGGACAAAGUAGGCAAAAUAAUUCACAACAAUCUAGAAGAUAUAAUUCAGUCCAAAGGAGACAAAACCCCCCGAACCGAUGGAAAUAGAUCACGUUCAAGAACAAGCAAAUUUUCGGUUGCCAGCCCAAAACAAUCGUUACCGAUAAUAGAAGUGACCAUAAAAAAUUCCAAAAUUAAAUGUCUUAUUGACACAGGGUCUACAACAUCAUUAUUGAAAUAUAAUGUGUUAAAAGAUUAUGAAUGCAUUGAGCUUGAUAAACCAAUACACUUUAGCACCAUUAAGGAAAAUUUUUCCCUAAAUAAAGAGUUAGUCACCCCAACCCCAAACGAAUUCAAUGAAAAAAGUUAUAUACAUUGGAAACUAACCAACAUAAAAAAUAAAAACUUUGAUGCAAUAAUAGGACAAAAUAUUUUAAAACCUAUUAAAGCAAUAAUUAACUUAGAAAAGGAGUAUGUAGAAAUAAACGGCAAUAAAAUUAAAUUUAUAAACUCAUGCCCUUACAAUUACGAAGAUAUUAAUAUACUUACAGAAUGUAAAGAGAAUUUGCUAGAUAUUUUAUCAAAUAGUGACAUGAAUGAAGAAGAAAAGCAAAAAUUAGAAUACAUUCUAAAAGCAAAUAGCGAUUUAUUUUUCCAAGAAGGUAAAAACCUUUCUCAUACUCAUGAAAUUCAGCAUGAAAUAGUUACAAAAACAAGUAGACCAACUUAUAAUAAAAUUUAUAGAUAUCCCCAAAUUCAUGAAGAAGAAAUUAUUAGACAGAUGAACGAGAUGUUGCGCCAAGGUAUAAUUAAAGAAAGUAAUUCCCCGUACAACUCGCCUCUUUGGAUUGUACCGAAAAAGCAAGACAAUUCAAUGAAGAAAAAAUGGAGAAUAGUUAUUGACUACAGGAAGCUAAACGAAGUCACUAUAGAUGACAAAUUUCCAAUACCCCAUAUAGAAACAAUACUCAGCAAACUUGGAAGAGCUCAGUAUUUUACAACAUUAGAUCUUGCAAAAGGCUUUCAUCAAGUAUUAAUAAAAGAAGAAGAUAGACCAAAAACAGCUUUCUCUACACCCCAAGGACACUUUGAAUUUAUAAGAAUGCCGUUCGGACUAAAGAAUGCACCAGCAACUUUCCAACGUUUAAUGAAUUCAGUUCUUAGGGAAUAUAUCAACAAGAUAUGUGUAGUUUAUUUAGACGACAUCUUAAUUUUUAGUUCAAGUAUUGAAGAACAUACCCAAAAUAUCACCAAAAUAUUUUCAGCAUUAAGAAAACAUAAUUUAAAGAUUCAGGUAGAUAAAUGCAAAUUUUUCGCGAAAACAACUGAAUUUCUAGGUCACACUUUAACAACAGAAGGGAUACAACCAAAUUUAAGCAAAAUCGAAAACAUACAAAAACUAAAGUUGCCUACUACAUCAAAGCAAAUUAAAUCAUUCCUAGGUAUAACAGGUUAUUAUAGAAAAUUUGUAAGAGAUUACGCUAAAGUAGCACAUGGUUUAACAAAAUAUUUAAAAAAGGAUAUUAAAAUAAACACUCGCGAUCCUCAGUACAUAUCAUCCUUUGAAAAACUUAAAAAUCUAUUAGUAAGCCCACCAAUAUUGAAAUAUCCAGACUUUAACAAAAAAUUUGGCAUUUCAACUGAUGCAAGUGACUUUGCAAUUGGCGCAGUAUUAACCCAGGACAGUCAUCCUAUAAGCUAUGCUAGUCGAACACUUAACAAACACGAAAGAAGUUAUUCCACUACAGAAAAAGAACUACUAGCUAUUGUCUGGGCAGUGACAUAUUAUAGACCAUACAUUUAUGGCAGAGCAUUCGAUCUCUUAACCGAUCACCAACCACUUAAGUGGCUCCAAAUAAAAAACAAGGGAAAAGACAUUAACCCAAGAUUGCAAAGAUGGUUAAUUAAACUAGGUGAAUACAAUAUUAAUAUAAAUUACGUGAAAGGAAAGGAAAAUAACGUAGCCGAUUUUCUAAGUAGAAUAGAUAGUAACACAGGCGAGAUUCAUUCAUUGGAAGAAGACAACAUAAGCACAAAUGCUACAA
This is a messenger RNA of Bactrocera neohumeralis, 3767 nucleotides long. RefSeq lists its product as uncharacterized. The coding region runs from base 886 to 1830 and encodes 314 amino acids. The transcript has 2 exons. Lineage: Eukaryota; Metazoa; Arthropoda; Insecta; Diptera; Tephritidae. The record is from RefSeq and is a predicted model, not a curated record.